This is a messenger RNA of Arachis stenosperma, 5286 nucleotides long. RefSeq names its product ARF guanine-nucleotide exchange factor GNOM. The record is from RefSeq and is a predicted model, not a curated record. The coding region runs from base 230 to 4648 and encodes 1472 amino acids. Lineage: Eukaryota; Viridiplantae; Streptophyta; Magnoliopsida; Fabales; Fabaceae. Gene Ontology annotation, biological process: regulation of ARF protein signal transduction. Gene Ontology annotation, molecular function: guanyl-nucleotide exchange factor activity. The transcript has 3 exons.
UUUCUGAUUUCCAAACGCUACUUUUCCACAAGACAGAGGAGGCUCAGUAAAGUGCUCCCGGUUACGGGAGAGAGAACAGAGAAGCAGAAGCAGAGGCGAUUCGCCCAACGCAGACGCUGAACCCGCGAAUUCUGAAAACCGCGACGCCAAAAAACUUUCGAAAGUUGAAGAGAGCCACUGCUGUGACUUCGACUGAGAUCCUUGGGCUGUACGGAAGGAUAUAGUGAAAAUGGGGCGUCUGAAGCUGCAGGCUGGUAUCAACGCGAUAGAAGAGGAGGAACCUGAGGAUUGUGAUGCUACCUGUCCAAACAAGACAACUUUAUCAUGCAUGAUCAAUUCUGAAAUUGGCGCCGUGUUGGCAGUUAUGCGGAGAAAUGUAAGAUGGGGGAACAGUUAUAUGUCCGGCGAUGAUCAGAUGGAGCACUCUCUCAUUCAGUCUUUGAAGGCGUUAAGGAGACAAAUCUUUUCAUGGCACCAUCAGUGGCACGCUAUCAACCCGACCUUGUAUCUCCAACCGUUUUUAGACGUGAUUCGAUCCGAUGAGACAGGUGCACCAAUUACUGGGGUUGCCUUGUCAUCUGUUUACAAGAUCUUAACAUUGGAUGUGAUUGAUCAAAAUACAGUCAAUGUUGAGGAUGCUAUGCACUUGGUGGUUGAUGCUGUCACUAGCUGCAGAUUUGAGGUUACUGAUCCUUCAUCAGAAGAAGUCGUCUUAAUGAAGAUACUGCAAGUUCUCCUAGCUUGUAUGAAAAGUAAAGCAUCUGUAAUGCUGAGUAACCAACAUGUUUGCACCAUUGUGAAUACUUGUUUUCGUAUAGUUCAUCAAGCGGGAACUAAGGGCGAGUUAUUGCAGCGGAUAGCAAGGCACACAAUGCAUGAACUUGUGAGGUGUAUUUUUUCUCAUCUUCAAGAUGUUGACAACACAGACCAUGCAUUGGUUAAUGGAAGCUCUAAUUUGAAACAGGAGACUGGGGGCCUUAAUAAUGAAUAUGCUUUUGGAAGUAGACAAUUGGAGAAUGGGAGCCUCGGCUCUGAAUAUGAUAAUCAGACAUUGCCCACAAACUAUGCUCCCAGCGCUGCAAGUGUUGCUACAGGAACUCGGAUGGACGAAAACACAGCAAUUGCUAUUAGUGGCAAGGAUGGUGUACCAUAUGACAUGCAUCUCAUGACUGAACCAUAUGGUGUUCCUUGCAUGGUGGAAAUAUUUCACUUUUUGUGUUCUUUACUGAAUGUUGUUGAACAUAUGGGAGUUGGUCCAAGAUCAAACACUAUUGCGUUUGAUGAGGAUGUGCCUCUCUUUGCCCUAACUUUAAUUAAUUCUGCUAUAGAACUUGGAGGGCCUUCUAUUCGCUGUCACCCAAGGUUGCUUGGCUUAAUUCAGGAUGAAUUGUUUCGCAAUUUGAUGCAAUUUGGCUUGUCAAUGAGCCCCCUUAUACUUUCAAUGGUUUGUAGCGUUGUGCUUAAUCUGUAUAAUCACCUUCGGACUGAACUCAAAUUACAGCUAGAAGCAUUCUUUUCUUGUGUAAUUUUGAGGCUUGCUCAGGGCAGAUAUGGGGCUUCAUACCAGCAGCAGGAGGUAGCCAUGGAGGCCCUUGUUGACUUCUGCAGGCAAAAGACUUUUAUGGUAGACAUGUAUGCUAACUUUGACUGUGACAUUACUUGCAGUAAUGUCUUUGAAGACCUUGCUAAUUUGUUGUCAAAAAGUGCAUUUCCUGUGAAUUGUCCAUUGUCUGCCAUGCAUAUUCUUGCUUUGGAUGGUCUUAUUGCUGUUAUACAGGGAAUGGCUGAGAGAAUUGACAAUGGAUCUGUAAGCUCAGAAUAUUCCCCGGUGAAUCUUGAAGAGUAUAAUGCAUUCUGGAUGGUCAAAUGUGAGAACUAUGGUGACCCAAAUCAUUGGGUUCCUUUUGUCCGCCGAAGAAAGUACAUAAAGAGAAGGUUAAUGAUUGGAGCUGACCACUUUAAUCGUGAUCCUAAAAAAGGUCUAGAAUUUCUCCAAGGAACACAUCUUUUGCCUGACAAACUUGAUCCCCAAAGUGUUGCCUGCUUUUUCCGAUACACUGCUGGGUUGGAUAAGAAUCUUGUUGGUGAUUUUCUAGGAAAUCAUGAUGAAUUCUGUGUUCAGGUUCUUCAUGAAUUUGCAGGAACAUUUGAUUUUCAAGACAUGAACUUAGACACUGCACUGCGUCUAUUUUUGGAGACUUUCAGACUGCCGGGAGAAUCACAGAAGAUUCAUAGGGUACUUGAAGCUUUCUCUGAGAGAUAUUAUGAGCAGUCACCACAUAUCCUAGCUAACAAGGAUGCUGCUCUUGUGUUAUCAUACUCAAUGAUAAUGCUGAAUACAGAUCAGCACAAUGUGCAAGUUAAAAAGAAGAUGACUGAAGAGGAUUUUAUCAGGAAUAACAGGCAUAUUAAUGGUGGCAAUGAUCUACCUCGAGAAUUCUUGUCAGAGAUUUACCAUUCAAUUUGUAAGAAUGAAAUCCGCACUACCCCUGAGCAAGGCGUUGGGUUUCCCGAAAUGACACCUAGUCGAUGGAUUGAUCUAAUGCACAAGUCCAAAAAAACUGCUCCAUUUAUUGUAUCUGAUACCAAGGCUUACCUUGAUCAUGAUAUGUUUGCCAUAAUGUCAGGUCCAACAAUUGCUGCCAUCUCUGUGGUAUUUGAUCAUGCUGAGCAUGAGGAAGUAUACCAAACAUGUACAGAUGGAUUCUUAGCUGUUGCUAAGAUCUCAGCUUGCCACCAUCUUGAAGAUGUUCUAGAUGAUCUGGUAGUGUCCCUCUGCAAGUUCACUACACUUUUGAACCCUUCAUCAGUUGAGGAACCCGUCCUUGCCUUUGGAGAUGACAUGAAAGCAAGAAUGGCAACUGUGACUGUAUUCACUAUUGCAAAUAGGUAUGGUGAUUACAUACGCACAGGUUGGCGAAAUAUUCUUGAUUGCAUCUUAAGACUGCACAAGCUUGGUCUUCUUCCUGCCCGUGUUGCCAGUGAUGCAGCUGACGAGUCUGAGCUCUCUAGUGAAACUGUGCAUGGAAAGCCUGUCACUAAUUCUUUAUCCUCGGCUCACAUGCCAUCUAUUGGCACUCCAAGGAGAUCUUCAGGAUUGAUGGGGAGAUUUAGUCAACUCUUAUCUCUUGAUACUGAAGAGCCAAGAUCCCAACCUACUGAACAACAACUUGCUGCUCACCAGCGCACCCUCCAGACAAUACAGAAGUGUCACAUUGACAGCAUCUUCACCGAGAGUAAAUUUCUACAAGCUGAAUCACUUUUGCAGCUUGCAAGAGCACUCAUUUGGGCUGCAGGGCGACCUCAGAAGGGGAACAGCACACCCGAGGAUGAAGAUACAGCAGUCUUCUGCCUUGAGUUGCUGAUUGCAAUCACUUUGAACAACAGGGACAGGAUAGGGAUUCUUUGGCAGGGUGUGUAUGAGCACAUAUCCAAUAUUGUUCAGUCAACUGUAAUGCCCUGUGCCUUGGUAGAGAAGGCUGUUUUUGGACUCCUACGAAUUUGCCAGCGGUUGCUUCCAUACAAAGAAAACAUUGCUGAUGAACUUCUGAGGUCACUGCAACUUGUCUUGAAGCUUGAUGCCCGAGUUGGUGAUGCAUACUGUGAACAGAUUACUCAGGAAGUUAGUCGCCUUGUGAAGGCAAAUGCUACUCAUAUAAGAUCUCAAUUAGGAUGGCGUACAAUUACAUUACUCCUUACCAACACAUCUAGUCACAUAGAAGCAUCUGAGGCUGGAUUUGAUGCACUACUGUUCAUAAUGGCUGAUGGUGCUCACUUGCUUCCUGCUAACUAUGCUUUCUGUUUAGACACUGCAAGGCGGUUUGCUGAGUCUCGUGUUGGACAAGCAGAGCGAUCUAUACGGGCAUUAGAUGUCAUGGCUGGGUCUGUCAAUUGCUUGGCUCGGUGGACUAGUGAAGCUAAGGAAGCACAAGAUGAGGAACAAGCAGCUAAGAUGUUGCAGGAGUUUGGAGAGAUGUGGUUGAGACUUGUACAGGGUCUAAGGAAGGUGUGUUUAGACCAGAGGGAGGACGUUAGAAAUCAUGCUUUAUUAUGUUUGCAGAAUUGCUUGACAGGAGCCGAUGGCAUUUAUGUUCCACAUGGUCGUGUGUUGCAAUGUUUUGAUAUUGUGAUCUUCACCUUACUUGAUGACCUGCUUGAGAUUGCACAGGGACACUCUCAGAAGGAGUACCGCAACAUGGAAGGCACCCUUAUCCUUGCAAUGAAAUUUUUGUCCAAAGUUUUUCUUCAAUUACUCCCAGACUUAUCACAAUUGUCAACUUUCUGCAAGCUAUGGUUAGGUGUGCUUAGCAGAAUGGAAAAAUAUAUGAAGGUAAAGAUUAGGGGGAAAAGAAGCGAGAAGCUUCAAGAGACAGUACCUGAACUGCUUAAAAACUCCUUGCUUGUCAUGAAGAUGAAAGGUAUUCUGGUGCAGAGGAGUGCCCUGGGUGGGGAUAGUCUUUGGGAACUAACGUGGCUGCAUGUGAACAAUAUUUCACCGUCAUUGCAGCUUGAGGUGUUUCCCGAGCAGGAUUCCGACCAUUUGCAGAAGAAACAGGGUGAAGCAGUUGGAGGUUUGGUGCCUGAUGAAAUGGGUUCUGUUCCUUCAAGUGAAACAGAAAGCCUUGAAGAUGCUGGUGUUGCUGGUUAACUUUAUCUACAAUGUUGUGGCAACCUGAACAGUUUUUUGCAGUUCAUAGUGGCACACAUCCACAUCGAAUUUUGUUAUGCUAUUGAUAGAUGCACGAGUUUUACAUAAGGUGAAAUGAAUGGCUUUCUCAGUUGAAGUCGCAGCAAGUAGAUAUGGUUAAAUCUGAUUUUUCGUCUGUCAAUUGGCAUUUCCCCCCCUUUAUCGUAGCCCAUAGAACCUUAUUGUUGCUGUAACUUAGUUGAAAAAUAUAUUGUAGCUUGAGAUAGAUUUCUACCUUUACACCCGACCAAGGAGCUGCCCGAGGGAUAGUUAGCCCCAAAUCUCCAAAAAUAUUUUGUACAGAACUUUUGAUUCUCUCUAUAUUGCACCAUGCAUUUCGGUUGAUAUGAUAAAAACUACUACUCAACUUGCUUGCCUUGAUAUCUCUAUCUCUCCAUGUAUGAUAAAUCCUGACACAUUAAUGCAAGGCCUUCGGAAUAUCAUGGUUUAGUUUGUGCCUUCGUCAUACAUUUACCUCUCUGUCUUGCUUAAUGGCUUUUUACCCCGAGAUCAAAAUUAGUAGUAGACCUUAUGAAUGUUAAGAUGUUAGAAUGACAUUCUCUGUCUUCCCUUUGAGAAGAACUUGUUCCUUGUAAUCG